This is a messenger RNA of Rana temporaria (common frog), 1857 nucleotides long. RefSeq names its product suppressor of variegation 3-9 homolog 1 (gene SUV39H1). Gene Ontology annotation, cellular component: nucleus. The transcript has 6 exons. Gene Ontology annotation, molecular function: histone H3K9 methyltransferase activity; zinc ion binding; protein binding. The record is from RefSeq and is a predicted model, not a curated record. The coding region runs from base 80 to 1354 and encodes 424 amino acids. Lineage: Eukaryota; Metazoa; Chordata; Amphibia; Anura; Ranidae.
CAUGCUGCCCGCGCCGGGGCUUAGGGGCCAAUCAGAAUAAAGACUGUAACCGGGGGGCACUGAGACUGUCCCGCGCAACAUGGCGGAGAAUUUAAACGCCGUCCGUGGUUGUUCAGUUGAGGGUCUGUCCACAGAGUCUCAUAUUCAGGAGUUAUGUCGACUUCAGCAUGUAUGUUGUGCUGCUCUUGGGGUGAACCGGAAAAAUAUCUGCAAUUUUGAAGUGGAAUAUCUGUGUGACUAUAAGAGGGUGCAGGAGGAGGAACAUUACCUUGUGAAGUGGAAAGGCUACCCGGAUACUGAUUGUUCGUGGGAACCACGUCGCCAUCUCAGAUGUUUUAAUCUAAUUCGGCAGUUUCACCGGGAUCUGGAGCGGGAGCUUUUCCGAAGAGCAAAGGCUGCCGGGACAUCAACCAGUAAAAAAGUAGUUGGACGCUGCCCCCGCAGACUAGACUCCAGCCUCUCGCACUACGUGGUGCUUAAAGCCAAGCAAAGGCAACGGCUUCGUUUGUGGGAGCAGCAUCUGAAUUCCAAACGGGCACACCAUGGUCUUAUAACAGUAGAAAAUGAAGUGGAUCUAGAGGGUCCACCCAAGGACUUUGUGUACAUUAAUGAGUACAGGGUUGGGGAAGGAGUGACCAUUACCAAGUCUGCUGUAGGGUGCAAAUGUCGGGACUGUUUUACAGAUGAGCGAGGCUGUUGCCCUGGAGGUUUUCAGCACAAAUUUGCUUAUAAUGAAGAAGGACAAGUGAAAGUGAAGCCAGGCUUUCCAAUUUAUGAAUGCAAUUCCCUCUGCCGAUGUGGCCCAUUGUGCCCAAAUAGAGUGGUGCAGAAAGGAAUCCAGUAUAACUUCUGUAUUUUUAGGACCCCUGAUGGAAGGGGAUGGGGUGUGAGGACACUGGAGAAGAUACGCAAAAACAGCUUUGUAAUGGAAUAUGUAGGAGAGAUAAUCACUUCUGAUGAGGCGGAACGUAGAGGACAAAUCUACGACAGACAGGGGGCAACUUAUCUGUUUGACCUGGAUUACAUUGAAGAUGUUUACACCGUAGAUGCUGCUCACUAUGGAAAUAUAUCGCACUUUGUGAACCACAGUUGCAGGCCUAACCUCCAAGUAUACAACGUCUUUAUUGAUAAUCAGGACGAGAGGCUGCCACGUAUUGCGUUUUUUUCUACGCGUACAAUUCGUACUGGAGAAGAGCUCACGUUUGACUACAGAAUGCAGGUUGAUCCAGUUGAUGUUGAAAGUACAAAGAUGGAUACCAAUUUUGGAUUGGCUGGCCUAACUGGAUCUCCAAAAAAACGAAUACGAGUGGAAUGCAAAUGUGGGGCAAACAGCUGUCGUAAAUACCUCUUUUAAAUGCGGAUUACUACUGUCUGUGGGCAGGCAACUCAGGACUGCUUCUGCUCUCAGUACUUGAAAGAUCGGUUACUUGGGGAAAAGCUGUUUACACCUACUUUUAAGGCUCCCUUCUUCUAUCCUGACUUUUAAAAUUGGUGCUAAAGAUUUAUUUUUUUUUUUUUUAAAUAUGUGAAAAAAUGUCCCUCUUCUGUCCCACUCAUUUGGAGUGAUGAAUACAGCCUGGACUUUUCUUUUUUUCUUAUUUACUUGAAUUUUUGCCACCCUGGCCUUUUUAUUAUUUUAUUUUUUUAACAUCUCUGGGAUGGGCUGCAAUUACACAUACUGGCCUCUGCUGUCCUGUUACGGGACAGAUUUUCAGUGUUCCCCUCUCCUUUUAAUGAACAAUCGGAUGAAUUUUUAUAGAUUACUAUUGUAUGACAUAUUCACUGUUUUAUCUUUUUUAACCCUUUUAAGUCUGACCCUUGUUAUGUAAAUACAAUAACAACAUGUAAUCUAAACAA